UUGAGGUUGAUGGGUAGGUAGAUACCUGCAGCAGAUCAGCCAAAACUUCAGUGUAAACGCGCAUGCGCGCCUGAACGGUUCAUUUCGGAUAUCGUUGCAAAAAGUACAAACAGAUUAAUCGAAGUUGAAGUUCAUCAAUACGAAAAAUGUGCAACAAAUAAACCAUAUAAAAUAAAUAAAAACUAAAAAGAUAAGCAAUACUUGCAGCGACGUCAUCGGUUAUCCACCGCAAAAUCGGUGGUUUAUUUCCUAACGAAAAAGUUCAUGAGAAGGUUACAUUUUCCAAGAAAAUGAUGCGACGUCAUCGAAAGUAUGCGCUCGUGCGACGUCUAAUGCUGCUGCUUACGUACUGUGCGACAGUCUAUCAUUAUCAUAAGGGUGUAUUGGGCGCAGCGCCAGCUCCCUUAGAUUAUUUGAUUCCACCUCCAUUACCCGCAUCAGCCCCACUGCCGUUAUCGCAAGGCACGCGCUUCAAUCAGGCAAUACCUUCAAAUAAUCAGGGAAGCGAAAGUCGCACUGUCCCUUUGCACGCCUUGAGAAAUGGUCAAACGCUGACAAAAACACCAAAUGAACCAGGAUUUAUGAGUCGUGUGGCCCGUUGGUUUGGAUUUAAUAAUGAAGACUACGCUCAGGAUCAGCAGGCUGCUGCUGCAAAUGCAAACAGCCAGCUUUACUAUUAUCCAAGGCCCCAACAACAGGGCACAGGUAACAAAGAGCCUUGCAAUCUAUGCAACAAAUACCCUUGGGUGCCCAUGAUGCAUAACAGUGUCCAUUACCCAUGGGAUUCUGUAAAGGCACAAAAACAAGUUCCACCACUUCCAGGUUAUAUACGAGCGCCUACUGCACACUUGCCUCCGACGGGACCACAAUUGCAACAUGCUGCUUCCAAUGUCAAACAGAGAGCCGUUCAAUUUGGCUAUCCCGCCCCGCAGACACCUGUCAAAUCAAUGGGUGGGCAACCACAGUAUUCUUCAGGACCUUUCAUUCCAAUGACCAUUCCAAAUUUAAGCAACUCAGCCCAAUUGCCCAUAUACAAUGCUAGACCCUUCCGCGAUUCCAACUUGUUGCAGCCUCCUCAAUAUACCGUGCCAGCCCAUCUCCAAUCAUCAAGACCCGCUACAGCUUUGCCACUUCCUCAGCAUCAGCUUGCGGCGACAGAAGCUACGCUAUUCUCUGAUGGCAUAGAUUCCGCUCAUUCGGAAAUCCACCUUGAUACUGUUAUUCCCACACAGAUUCCACCUUCCACCCAGUACAAUGAUCCAAGUUUUGAAAUUAUCAAAAGCCAUCAAAUCACCGACUAUGUGGCAUCUGUGGAGUAUCCAGCAACUUUUGUACAAACACAGUCAUUCGACAUUCUUUCCUCGAGUUCGACAGUUCCAACAAAUAACCAAGCAGAAUCGCAACCGGUUAUAAGCACCGGACGCUAUCAGCAUUCGACUCUAAGCCCUUAUCUGAAUCAGCACGUGCCAGCUUCGCAGAUUCUGACAGAACCGGGAAGUUUUGUGGCCGACAAUCAAAAAUCCGAGCCGCAACAACUCUUCACUUGGUCGGAGAUACCUGACCAGAGCACUGUGGCACAGGAAUCCCAACUCGGGGGUCAUGACCAGGUCUACGAGUCGGACAAUUAUGCAUCAGCUUCAGCGCAAAAUUCUUCAGUUGUAGCUAAUGGCAACUUUGAUACGUGGCCAUUGGAAACGAAUGACUUCUUAUAUGCCACCACUACACCAGAAAUUAACCCGAGCACAGAUGUGAGAACCACAACUACAACGAGGCCGGAAGUGUACUCCACUACGGAAUCAGCACACAACAAUGACAUAGAGUUUAUUGCAUCUGUGCAGACGAGUAAUCAAAACAACAAAAACAAUAGUCCACAAACGACAAAACUCUGGCCCCCCAAGGCCAGGGGAAGAGAGACCCCCAAACGUAUGUUGGACGCUCCCAUACAGCACAUCAGUGGAAAUUUGGGCUUGCCCAGACCCUUUACCAGAGAUCCCUCCAAGUUGGAUUUGCGAGCAGUGGCUAAAAACCAUAAAACGCUGGAAGAGGUUGCACUGCAACAGUCAUCACCGGCUCAUGCGGCAGAAUCACCCACACCAACCUCGACUUACAGCUCUGUGGAUGCGAGUGGACACUUUGCGGGCAUGUCACCACCUGCUAAGCCAAUUCAAGCCAACAAAAAUCACUUCAUACCAUUUACCACCAAAAACCAACCACGUCCCUUUGAGUCCACAAACGAUAACAACCUUUCUCCACAACCAUCCACAACACCAGCUUACUCUUCGUGGAUUCAGGCACAAAACGCAGACUUGCACACUCCAGCGGAGACAAUGCUAGUCAAUGUUAAAUCUGUCUUAGAUCCUGAAGGUUCUUCUUCAUUGAAGAAUCGCAAUACGAAAUAUCUAACAAAGGUACUCGCCUCUAAUCUUAGAGAACUUUUGCAAAAGGAGCACACAACUGCCUCCAAAUUUAAGAAAAACAGUCCAAACUCGUUAAGUAUUGAUCUGCAUGCCCUGCAAAAGAACAUCGAUGAUUGGACAGAGCAGGAGUACACAUCCCUAUCACAUCGUCCAAGCACCCCUACUAUAUUGGGCAGAUCCAAACACAUACCCAAAGAAUAUCUGCCUUCCACGACCACUAGCUCAGCAACGGUUAAGCCGCAAAGGCAAUCGAAAACCACAAAAGGGUUUGUAGAUGUUUCCGAGCUGCCAGCAUCCGUUAACAGCCUGGAGCCUUUGUAUGAGCGCGGAGGAGCGAAGCGUUUCCAAUAUACAGCCAUAAGUGAUAAUCACUUGCAGGACAUGUAUGAGAGCCAGGAAGUUCUCAAAUACAAAAGUACAACUCCGCAGACACCCAUACCUACAACACGCCCAACCACAACUACCACGAAGACGACGACGACUACUAGUAAACCUCCUUAUCAUUUGGAUAUGAUGGACCAAGAACCCGAGGAACUUUGGCGAAAGGCCAAAGUCUCCAUAUCGCCCAAAACCAAGGAAAAGGUUUACGUGGUAACACCUCAGCCUAUCUUCUUCCCCCAACGACAGAUUUCCUCCACAACUACAACCCAAAGACCUUUUUUGAAUGGAUUUGGUAGUGGCUUCAAGUCUCCAAGGUUUUUGGUUAGACCUACUCCGGGAAAUGUUACAGCCAGUAACCUCUUGAAAAUUUUAGGUACAUCCGAAGGCAAUGCCAGACACAGAUUUGAAACGUCACAGGAGCAGUAUGGCAGCUCCUUUUUUGUUCCUGACCAGAUUGGCUUGAGAGGUCUCUCCGCCUACGUUCCUUCUGAGCCGGUGGAAAUAAUCGAUGGCAAUUCCAAAGUUCUGAAGAUUGUUAAAUCUCCAACAAAUCUGGAAACAACCACCUCGCCACAGAACAUAAUGGACCUGACCAAAGACAAGUAUACGGCGUCCAAGAAAAAAAUUAUGGUCGAACCUUCGCCUAGAUAAACAUCCAUCAAAUUCAACAACCUACCCAUCCAUCCACUGUAUUAUAGUCCACCUUGUUAAGGAAUUUUUUCACCACAUAUCCGUCGUCUUUCGGAUUCUCGUCUAGCCUAUUUAGUGUUUUAUUUUAGCUUUAAUUUUUCUUUAACGAUACGAGGGUCGCCGAGUAAGUAUUCAUUCUACCCUCGAUGCAAUAUAUGCCUGCCAAUGUAUAGGGAAUAGUCAUCAUAUCUUAUCAUAAAUAAUACUUAUUUAUGUACAACUAAAAUAUAUGUUCGUAAUUACCAUCUAUGUGAAUUUGUAAAUAAAUGUUUAAGUAUAAAAUAAAAAAGAGGAAAACUCUAACAACAUUUUAAA
Stomoxys calcitrans (stable fly) is the source of this 3803-nucleotide messenger RNA. RefSeq names its product mucin-2. Lineage: Eukaryota; Metazoa; Arthropoda; Insecta; Diptera; Muscidae. The transcript has 4 exons. The record is from RefSeq and is a predicted model, not a curated record. The coding region runs from base 291 to 3449 and encodes 1052 amino acids.